Molecule: messenger RNA, 2840 nt
Organism: Gasterosteus aculeatus aculeatus (three-spined stickleback)
Lineage: Eukaryota; Metazoa; Chordata; Actinopteri; Perciformes; Gasterosteidae
Gene: atoh8
Product: atonal bHLH transcription factor 8
Biological process (GO): positive regulation of transcription by RNA polymerase II; anatomical structure morphogenesis
Cellular component (GO): nucleus
Molecular function (GO): E-box binding; protein dimerization activity; DNA-binding transcription factor activity
Source: RefSeq, a predicted model, not a curated record
ACAGACACCAGCAGACCAGUUUGGUAACCGUUGUUCCUCCAGCGACGGGCUACACGCGCGAAGAGGCAUCAAGAGGACCGGGCCCGGGCUACCGGCUCACAACAAACCGCUCGUUGGACUUAAUAGCUGGAUAAGUAGGAGCGACCGGAUCCGUCUGCCAUGUCGAAGUGGGCUCUCCGCCCCGGGAUGUCUCGGUGCUGCGGCAGCAUGUAGGGGACCAGACCCUCUCGGAGGAGUUGCCGCUGCGACACGGUCUGGUUCGGUGCACUUAACAAACUAUUGCUGUGAGAGUGGAGUCACUUUUUCUGUUUGGUUUCAUAUGUUGACACUCCUGGACAGCUCACGACAAGUUGUGAAUUAUGUACCUCACAACCCUGCUAUAGAUGUGGCCAAUAUGACAUAACUACGUUUUAAAGUGCUCAUGAAGAAUAUUCCUAUUAUUGUGUCCAGCAGCUACGCGGUGUGUCCGUGUGGGUUAUUCACAGGGCUGCUAUGCAGACUGACUGGAGCCACGCUCAGACAGCCCCACUGUAACCCAGCUCCAGGCACAGAAAGAGCCCUUCACAGCGAGUCUCCAUGCAGAGGGGCCACUGAGUAGCAGAUGUUACACAGCUUUGUGUACUAAUGUGGAUUAUUCAGGAUGCUGCUAUGCAGACUGCGUGGAGCCACAGGAACUCUGCUGGUGAAGCUGGAGUAACACACACGGCUGUGCAGCUUCUGUCAGUGCAGUUCAACAGCUUGUGUUACACUGUUGGCAGCUGAAUGUUCAUCAGGGAGUUUUUUUUUUUGUUGAAAACUCAUACUGGUUUGGGUAUGGGUACAUUAUGAGCUGGAAACUUUCACAUAGACUUGGACCAAAGGUCCCCUUUCACUUUUUUACAGUAUCGAAGUUAAUGCAUGCAGCUGGACAUUUAGAAAAAAUGACAGUAAAACUUCACUUUUGAAAGCUUUGUGUUCGAGACACACAGUUCAGUUUCACUUGCAUUUUGUAUAGUUGCAAUUAGAUUUGUUUUUAAAAACUUCACCUCAAUAGCUUGUAACAUAAACUCAUUGUUGGAAAAUGAAGAAUCCUCAUCUGCUGAGUAACACCUGGAGCAGAUCCAUUGACAAAGACCCAGCACUGAUCUCUGUGCCUGGAACUAAUAAGAAGUUCAAGAGGAAGUCUCGGGAGCCUAAGAGGCUCUACAGUGGGCCUGAACCUGAGAGCAUGACAACCUAUGCAGAGAAUAUGUCUGAUAUGAACUCAGAAGACGACAACCAGACAGAGGCGUGUAAUGUCAACAGGUUGGCUCCUCUACAGAGACAGCUGAUGAUGUCACAUGAGGGGAUGGCCAGUACAACAGGGGUUCUAUCCAGACUACCAGAGAAUAACAUGGCUCCAGCUCAAAGUGCUGCCAUAGACAUGAGAAUUGGCAUUAACGUGCCUGCCAUCACUCCCAAACUCUCCCAGUUACCCACUUCUUCGUUCUCCAACUCUGAGAUCUCCCACUGGCCCACUGCUAUCUCCCAGCCUCUGUCCAAUAGAAUCAAACUGGGCCUCCGCUCCACCUUCCCACCGUCGACAUCCUCCAGCAUCAGCCACAGCCAUUCACCCAACCACCAGGCCUUCUCCCUGGAGCAUCAGACUUCAGCUCUGCCGGUCCCGAGAGUCUCCCAGCCCCCCGUGUGCCACGAGUAUAUGGAUCUCCAGGACCAGUCACCCAAGGUGAAUGAGUCUCCAGGGAUGCUGGCUGGGGGGAGCGCUGAUGGACAUGGCCGUCUUCCAGAGGUAAAAGCAAUCCAGCAGACCAGGAGGCUUCUAGCCAACGCCCGCGAGAGAACACGAGUCCACACCAUCAGUGCUGCGUUUGAGGCCCUGAGGAAGCAGGUGCCAUGUUACUCUUAUGGGCAGAAACUAUCCAAGUUGGCAAUAUUACGUAUAGCCUGCAACUACAUCCUGUCUCUAGCUCAAUUGGCUGAGCUGGAUUACAGCCCCGACCACAACAGCCUGAACUUCUCUCAGUGUGUGGAGCAGUGCACAAGGACCCUGCAGGCCGAGGGCAGGAGCAAGAAGAGGAAGGAGUGAAGCUGAUAGCUGUGGAUGGUCCUACAUGUUAACCUCCGACUAAGCGAAGAGGAAGCAGGAUACAGGGAGGAGGAGCGGAGGAAGUGGAUACAUGAAGGAGUGGAAAAGGAUGGACGUUUUUCACCACUUAUUAGUAACUAUCUGAGGUGGAAUUGUGUACAUAAAAGCCCAAGGACAACAACUGAGAAAAGGACAGAGAUGCAAAUGGACUUAAAAGACCAGCCCUGGAAUCCCUCCACUUAACUAUGCAUACAUUUAAUGCCAUUACAUCACUAUGGUCACUAUUAGCUUGACAGUGUGUAUGAAAGAAUGCAUUCACUUCUGAGUGAAGAACUCUGAAACAUCAGUUUGAUGAGGAUAAAACAUUUGAACAUUGCAGUUCAAGCCGCUCAUUCAUUAAGCAGUUUUAGUAGUAGUUUAUAAUCCUGGUAUAUUUGAAAAUAUGCCAAUUAUGUUUAUCCAAUAAAAACAAUUGAAAGUAUAUUCACUAUUGUGAUUUUUCACAAACACCGCUAAUACAAUAGAAUCGCUACAUAUUAUAUUUUUCUCUAUUUGUAUUUCUAUUAAAGCAACAGUGUGUAUGAUUUAUGGGGUUUUAUUGAAGGAAAUUGAAUAUAAUAUUAACAACCAUGAUUUUAUCAGUGCCUUAAAAACAUCUGGCCGAGAACAGCAGAUGGAAAUGAGCCUUUCUGGCUAACUCUAGCUCACUUACAGUACACAUGUUAGCGUGCAUUGUCCCUGCAAAUUAAAUAAAUAAAUAGAUGAACCACCUUUA